Daucus carota subsp. sativus is the source of this 3857-nucleotide messenger RNA. Its product is annotated as suppressor of RPS4-RLD 1. Bases 156 to 3419 code for a protein of 1087 amino acids. Gene Ontology annotation, molecular function: protein binding. The transcript has 23 exons. The record is from RefSeq and is a predicted model, not a curated record. Gene Ontology annotation, biological process: negative regulation of DNA-templated transcription. Lineage: Eukaryota; Viridiplantae; Streptophyta; Magnoliopsida; Apiales; Apiaceae.
ACCACAUAUUCGUUUUUACUAAAAAAGCACCGCAACCGCACCCCUAGUAUUCAUCCGACGCCUGCAAUCUAAUCCUCCCUCAUCACACUCCCCCUUUUUCAAUUUUUCAACUCUCUCUACUCUCCCUAGAAAUCUCGAUCCGUUAUCUCUCUCUCAUGGCAGAGAGACUAGAGCUAGCCAAGCUCUGCAGCUCUCGUGAUUGGUCCAAAGCCAUUCGCGUCCUCGAUUCACUUCUCUCUAAAUCUUGCCUUAUUCAGGACAUCUGUAAUCGAGCUUUCUGCUAUAGUCAAUUGGAGCUACAUAAGCAUGUAAUUAAGGACUGCGAUAAGGCUCUCAAGCUUGAUCCUGCACUGCUUCAAGCCUACAUUCUCAAAGGUCAUGCAUUUUCUGCUUUGGGAAGGAAUGAGGAGGCACUUUUGGUUUGGGAGGAAGGUCAUAAAUAUGCUGUUCACAAUUGUACAGAUUUAAAGCAACUUUUAGAACUGGAGCAGCUUUUGACAGUUUCAAAACAAAAUAAUACUCUUUCUUCUCAGAACCAUGCUGCAGAAUCUGAUAUUUCUGCAAAUGAAUCAGUUAUUACAAGCAAAUCGAAUGAAAAUCAUGAUACUAAUGAUAAGUUGAAUGGUAAGCUUGAACCACACAGUGAAACUAGCAUGACACUGGAAGUUGGCAAUAACUCAGUUGAUAGAUCAUACAAGCAAAAUGUUCCAAAUGGUAAAGUUACAGGGCGUAGACGGACUAAUGGCCAAUCAAAUGAAAGUUUUGAGGGUCCAAAAUUAAGUGAUGGGUCAGAAGUCUGUGGCGGUUCUAAUGAUUUAUCCAAGCCAGUUAGUCCACCUUUUCCAGUUAGCAGUGAUGGGACAGGGAGUGGCAUUAAGCCAAGCAGUAAUUUUAAUAUCACAUCCAAGGGUGAUGUCUCUGAAGCAUCUACUGGUUCAAGUGAUACUUCUGAAUUGUCCUAUCAAACUUCUGCAGCCACUGAAAAAUCAAUGAAUAAAACCGAUGCUCGCAAUAAACCAAGUGAUAAAAUUGACAUGCAUCUUGACUUGAGGGACCAGAAUAAGAGGAAUAAAAAGUUCUCUGUCACUAGGAUUUCAAAGACCAAAUCAAUAAAUGUGGAUUUUCGAUUAUCAAGAGGGAUUGCUCAGGUCAAUGAAGGAAAAUACAAUCAUGCUAUAUCCAUAUUUGACCAGAUCCUCCGAGAAGACCCUACUUAUCCCGAGGCUCUUAUUGGAAGAGGGACUGCUUAUGCAUUUCAACGAGAGCUUGAAGCUGCUAUAGUUGAUUUUACAAAGGCUAUACAAUCAAACCCUUCUGCUUGUGAAGCCUGGAAGCGAAGAGGCCAGGCCCGAGCUGCAUUAGGCGAAUCUGUUGAGGCAAUUGCAGACUUGACGAAAGCAUUGGAAUUUGAGCCAAACUCGCCAGAUGUAUUACAUGAAAGGGGAAUUGUGAAUUUCAAGUUCAAAGAUUUUAAGGCUGCUGUGGAAGACCUCACUACUUGUGUAAAGAUCGACAGAGAUAACAAAUCUGCAUACACAUACUUGGGCUCAGCGUUGUCUUCAAUUGGUGAACACAAAAGGGCCGAAGAUGCACAUAAAAAGUCCAUUGAACUAGACAAAAAUUUUCUAGAGGCUUGGGUUCACCUAACACAGCUGUAUCAAGAAUUGGCAAAUCCAGACAAGGCCUUGGAAUGUCUUCACCAAAUUUUGCAAAUUGAUGGGAGGUUUGCCAAAGCAUAUCAUUUGAGGGGGCUACUACUUCAUGGCAUGGGACAACACAGGAAUGCAAUAAAGGAUUUAUCUGCUGGACUGAGCCUUGACAGUACAAAUAUUGAGUGCUUAUAUUUACGUGCUUCUUGCUACCAUGCUGUGGGACAAUAUAGAGAAGCAGUGAAGGAUUAUGAUGCUGCUUUGGACAUGGAACUUGAGUCGAUGGAUAAAUUUGUUCUUCAGUGUUUGGCAUUCUAUCAGAAAGAAAUUGCUUUAUAUACGGCUUCGAAGCUCAGCAGUGAGUUCUGUUGGUUUGACAUUGAUGGAGAUAUUAAUCCUCUUUUUAAGGAGUUCUGGUGCAAAAGGAUGCACCCCAAAGAUGUAUGUGAAAAAGUAUACAGGCAACCCCCGCUUCGUGAUUCAUUGAGAAAAAGCAAGCUGAAAAAACAAGAAUUUACUUUUACAAAGGCAAGGACAACUCUCAUCGAUGCUGCAGAUUGCAUAGGAAAGAAGAUCCAAUACAACUGCCCUGGGUUUUUGCCUAAUAGACGUCAGCAUCGUAUGGCCGGGUUGGCUGCUAUAGAGAUAGCACAGAAGGUGUCAAAGGCUUGGCGUGUAGAAUGGAAAAGCUCUAAUAAAAGUUCUUCUAAAAACAGCAAGCGAGCCCGAAGAAAGGAAAGACUUAGUCCUCCGAGUCAAAAUAGAGGUGGCGCUGGUUGCAGUACUAGCAGUUUAGCAGAUAUAUUGACUUCCUCUGCUUCUUUGGAAGAUAGGUCAUCAAGCCGUUCGAUAAUGUCAUGGCAUGAGCUUUACUCCCUGGCUGUCAAAUGGAGACAGAUAUCUGAGCCUUGUGACCCUGUCGUAUGGGUUAACAAGUUGAGUGAGGAGUUCAAUUCUGGUUUUGGAUCGCACACUCCUCUCACACUGGGACAAUAUAAAGUUGUGCGCUACUAUCCAAACUGUCAAAGGGCAAUUAAUUUGGCAAAGGCAGUAAUAAUGGAGAAGAAGUUUGUCUAUAGCAAGGAAGAUAACAUCAUUGAUUUAUCUAGAGAAGGGAGACUGGAAAACGUUAAGAAUGCACGCUCCUGUUCUGAUCUUCAUUCAGCUGUCGGCCAGGAUUUCUGGUUGGCUACUUGGUGCAAUAGUACCGCAUCUGAGGGUAUGCGUCUUGAAGGAACGAGGAUCACACUGCUCAAAAUGGGAGAAUCUGGAUAUGAUUUUGCAAUCAGGACUCCCUGUACACCUAGUAGAUGGAAUGACUUUGAUACCGAAAUGGCAUUGGCGUGGGAAGCCGUAUGUAAUGCAUGUUGUGGUGAAACCUAUGGGGCAACUGAUUUUGAUGUUCUUGGAAAUGUGAGGGAUGCGAUAUUGAGGAUGACAUAUUACUGGUACAAUUUCAUGCCCCUUUCCAGAGGAACUGCAGCGGUUGGAUUCAUAGUGUUGCUUGGAGUAUUUCUUGCUGCUAAUAUGGAAUUCACUGGAACCAUUCCUGUAGGAGUACAGGUGGAUUGGGAAGCCAUUUUGAACUUUGAUCCAAGCUCCUUCAUGGAUUUCGUAAAAACUUGGUUGUAUGAGUCCCUUAAUAUCAGCACAAGCUGGAAAGAUUAUCCAGAUGUUGCUUCAAACUUUGAGACUACAGCAUCCGUUGUUGCUGCCCUGAGCUCUUAUUCUGAGGCAUCUGCCAAUAAACUACAUGUAGAAGGUAAAUAAGCUGAUCUUUCGAUCUGCUUGCUUGUUGCAACUUGGAAAGUCAUCCUGUAAUUGUAAAUGUGGAAAAUGUGAAGGCGGAAUUUAAACUUAGGCUGCAUAGGGUAAAAAGACCAAAAGACAGAGAGAAAGAAAAGGUGAAAUCGGCAUACAAGUUCAAAUAAUAGAGAAGAUUAUAAGGUUUAUUUAAGAUUUAGGCUCAGGAUUAGAAAGUUGUCAUAGCAAUUACUUAGGAGCUUUACAAUUGCUAAAUAUUUAAUAAGGGAAACUUUGUUUUUUUAGAUUUCAUGUGGGCACUGUAUAUUGUAUGAUAGCUUAUAAAGACAGACUGACUGAGAAGACGGUCCAAUGAUGUAGACAUACACAGGAUCUGUCUUAAGGGGGUGAAUAAAUUCCUUCUGACAUCCCUUCGUAUAAUCAUAUGUGACAAGUGUUCUUUUC